GAAGCCAAAAUGGCGACGUGCAUGUUGUCGUCAAAGAUGUCGCCCUUGGUGUCACCCAUCAUUAGAUUUCUACUGAAAGAUCAGUACUAUUCCUCGAAAACGAUAUGUAACGGUGUGACUAACAUUUCCAGACGAGGCUAUUCGACGGAUGCUCUCCCCCAGCCGGCUGCAGAAGACAGCAAUGCUGCCGCAGCGUACAGCGGACCACUGGAGCACUACAACAGUCUGGUCAGGGAUGAGUCGCUGCAAGAGGACCCACAUCAAAAAGCCGUGGUUCAGACCUUGGAUAAAAUGCACAAAACCCUAAGAGGUUACAACAACCAGCCUACGUCCCUCUUCUCGAAGUUUUUCUCUAAGCCAAAGCCCCCAAAAGGGUACUACAUCUAUGGAGAUGUUGGCACAGGGAAAACGAUGGUAAUGGACAUGUUCUACUCCUACGUGGAGACAGAGAAGAAAAAGAGGGUCCAUUUCCACGGCUUUAUGUUAGAUGUACAUAAUAGGAUACAUCGCCUUAAAAAGAGCCUGCCAAAAAGGAAAGCUGGGAGGAUGGCUAAAGUCUAUGACCCGAUUGCACCAAUAGCAGAGGAGAUCAGUGAAGAGGCCUGUCUGUUGUGCUUUGAUGAGUUUCAGGUGACAGACAUUGCAGAUGCCAUGAUUCUGAAACAGCUCUUUGAAAACCUCUUUAAGAAUGGGGUUGUCGUCGUGGCCACGUCCAACCGCCCCCCAGAGGAUUUGUACAAGAACGGACUACAGAGGGUCAACUUUGUGCCAUUUAUUGCUGUGUUGAAGUCUGCCUCUUUCAUGCAGAACUAUUGCCAAGAGCUUCGUCUGGACUCUGGGAUAGACUACCGCAGAAGAAACAGACCCUUAGCUGGGAAACUGUACUUCCUCUCAAGUGAACCUUGUGUUGAGGCAAUACUGGACAAGAUGUUUGACGAGCUGGCCUUCAAACAGAACGACAUAACACGGCCAAGGACUCUGAAACUGCUAGCCAGGGAGGUCAGUCUUAUGAAAACCUGUGGGACCAUAGCAGACUGUACCUUCGAGGAGCUGUGUGAUAGACCAUUGGGUGCCAGUGACUACUUGGAGAUUUCCAGGCAGUUUGAUACUGUAUUCAUCAGGAACAUUCCCCUGCUCACUAUGAACAAGAAGACUCAAGCGAGACGCUUGAUCACGCUUAUCGAUGCCUUCUAUGAACACAAGGUACGAGUGGUGAUUCUGGCCGAUCACCCUCUGGAUGACAUCUUUGUACACGACGGAGAUCACGAACACCACCAUCAUGAACUCAUGGAUGAUCUCAACCUAAAAAAGGAUGCAGCCAGUGAGUUGUCUAUCUUCAGUGGAGCAGAGGAGAUCUUUGCCUUCCAAAGGACAGUGUCUCGCCUCACUGAGAUGCAGACUGAAGAGUACUGGCUGGAAGGGGACAGGAGCACCAUCACCACGUAGCUGUACAGUACCCCUCACCAACCCUCUAAACCCUUCACUACCUGCAAGGACAGUGAAAACCACCUCACCAGUACAGACUAUCAGUUAAUUUGACGGGAUCAGUUUGAGCGUGGCGAGGCGCAGAAUCACCAAUCAUGAUCACAUAUAAUAAGUGUGAUUUGUAGAUCAGUGAUUCUACGCCGUCCGACUGCAAAGUAGUCCGUCUCAAACAUGCACAUACACUACCAUGAGGGACUCCAAACAAUGGAAUAUAUUUAUUAUACUAAGAAAGUAUGACUUCAAGCCUUUGAUUUUACUUUGCCAUUGCACUUUACAAACUGACCAUAUUGUGCAGAACAUUUUAAGUUAAACCUUUAUCUGUGGAUUUCUUUCUAUACUGUACACAUACGAUAGAUAGGGUAUUUGUGUGAAUGGCUUUUGCAAAAAAAGUUCAAUGAAAUCCACUUCUACAAAUGGUAGAACUACUGGUUCAAAGUACAUUUGUUAUUUUAUUGAUAUCUUAUAAUGAAAAGGAUUGUCUAUUUUAAUAAGUGAUGUACUGUAUGAUUUUAUUGAGACGAUCAUAGAGAGUGAUGACUACAGUAUGGUUCAUAUGGAUGUAUGUAAGGCUGCUUGUCUCUGAUGUUAAAAGCAACAUCCUGCCCUCUUCAUGGUUUUUAAGUUUUAUUUAGCAAACAUAAAUUACUGUAACCUGAGUGCCAGCCUAUACUGUGCUGCCAUGCCACCUCUUUGUCACUCAUUGUCAAAUCAAAUAAUUGGAGUGGGAAAUAGUACAAACAUCUAGGAUCAGGCUAGGAAACAUAGAUUACCGGGCACAAUUGUGUAGUUUGACAUGACAUACACUUUAUGACCAAAAGUAUGUGGACAUCUGCUCGUCAAACAUCUCAUUCCUAAAUCAUGGGAAUUAAUAUGGAGUUGGUCCUCCCCUUUGAUGCUUUAACAGCCUCCACUCUUCUGGGAAGGCUUUCCACUAGAUGUUGGAACAUUGCUGAAGGGACUUGCUUCCAUUCAGCCGCAAGAGCAGUAGUGAGAUCGGCACUCGCAGUUGGCGUUCCAAUUAAUCCCAAAGGUUUUAGAUGGGGUUGAGGUAAGGGCUCUUUGCAGGCUAGUCAAGUUCUUCCACACCGAUCUUGAACAAAUUAUUUCUGUAUGGAACUCGCUUUAUGCACGGGGGCAUUGUCAUGCUGAAACAGGAAAGGGCCUUCCCAUAACUGUUCCCACAAAGUUGGAAGCACAGAAGCGUCUAGAAUGCUGUAGCGUUAAGAUUUCCCUUCACUGGAAAAAGGGGACCUAGCCCAAACCAUG
Messenger RNA from Oncorhynchus mykiss (rainbow trout), 2751 nucleotides. The record is from RefSeq and is a predicted model, not a curated record. Lineage: Eukaryota; Metazoa; Chordata; Actinopteri; Salmoniformes; Salmonidae.